This is a messenger RNA of Vicugna pacos (alpaca), 4937 nucleotides long. The record is from RefSeq and is a predicted model, not a curated record. NCBI's taxonomy places the organism in Eukaryota, Metazoa, Chordata, Mammalia, Artiodactyla, Camelidae.
CUGAGACCUGGUAGCCAGGAAGAGAUAUUGUCCCCAGUCCCCUGCCUGCCACCUCCUGCUCUUUCCUUCACUGGAAAGGGAUCCAUUCGCUUGGCUUUGAGAGUUUGUGGUAGAGAAACUUAAGACAAUUUUUUUUAAUCUAUUCUUUUCUUGAGGAUUUCCCUCCUGGCAGGAACUCAGGUUUCUCUCAUGGGACAGUGUAAUCAGAGGGUGCUUUCCUUGCUCUUCAGAGGGGAGAAUGAGCUGGAGUAAAUUUGGUUUCUCUUGUCUUCAGUUCUUCCCCGUAAACAGACAAUAGGUGUUACCUCUGCCCGAGGUUUGUGGGAGGGUUUCUCGGCUGCCACUGUUGAUAACCUGAGACCAUAUACUGUGCACUGUGGGAUGUUUAACAGCAUCCCUGGCCUCUGCACGCUGGAUGCCAGUAGCAGUUCUCCACCAAAAGUGCCUCCAGAUGUUGCCACACAACCCCUGGGGGGCAGGAUUGCCCCGGGUUGAGAACCUCCAGCUUUGAGGAGGCACAUGGACAAGACACAGACCUGUGUGGAGCUCUGGAACCGGGCGGUGUGCUGCUCGCAGUCUGAGGAGGGGCCAGGCACCCAUCAGCUCCUGUGACCCUGUCCUCCUGGGGCUGGGCCCACCCAUACACUUGACCUUUCUCACCAGCUCCUCCUGUGCAUCCUUUUGCCUGACUGCCUCUCUCUCGCCUCUGCAGUUUCCCUGCUUCUCACACCGGGAGCCAGCCACUCUUCCUCAGUUUGCUGCUCAGGACGGAAAGGCGCCAGCUGGAAGAGGAAAGCACCCUUUCUGUGCCACUCCCUGGAAGGGUGGGAGGAGUUGUGGAGCCUUGGAGUUGAUGGGAACUGUGGAGGAACCCCGGUCCAGCCACACCCCCAGCCACUGAGGGAAGCCCUCACCCGGCUCCCUGAGAACCUGCCCACCAGCCUCUGCUGGGAACCACCAGGGAUGAGCCACCUCCUGAGAGCCUCCUCUGCUGUUCCUUAGCCGGACAGGUCGCUGCCGCCGCGGCUGCUUGUGUCAGCCUCAGUAACUGACCUUGUUUCUACUUUAUGGAUCUUUCCCAGAUGUGAAGGUCCCUCCCUGGGCACCACUCUAGACUAACGUCCAGUUGUUUGGGGACCCUCGUUCACUCCAGCACAGGCCCUUGCCUGGAGAGAGCCCGGCCCUUGCCCUACCUGCUUCCCUGGGCAAGGCUGCCAGGUCUUCCCACGUGACUCUGGUUAACUCAUGGUGUGAGUGGCACGUGGCCGGCUUAGGGGAGUCCUCGUAGAGCCCAUUACUGUGCCUGUGUAGGUGGGGACCUAUUCCCCAUCCUCUUGGCUUCUCCGGGUGUGCUGUCUCCAAGGCCCAGUGUCCCCCACGCCUCCACAGGUGUUUGGAGAGUGAACGCCAGGUACCCCUCCCCUGCACAUCUCCUCUGACCUCUCAGAUACGCCCAGUUCCACAAUGGCAGCAGAGACCCUCAACUUUGGGCCCGAGUGGCUGAGGGCCCUCUCUAGUGGUGGCAGUGUAGCCUCCCCACCCCCAUCCCCCGCCAUGCCCAAAUACAAGCUGGCCGACUACCGCUACGGGCGAGAGGAGAUGCUGGCUCUCUAUGUCAAGGAGAGCAAGGUCCCCGACGAGCUGCAGGACAAGGAGUUCGCCGCGGUGCUACAGGAGGAGCCUCUGCAGCCCCUGGCGCUGGAGCCACUGACGGAGGAGGAGCAGAGAAACUUCUCCCUGUCAGUGAACAGUGUGGCUGUGCUGAGGCUGAUGGGGAAGGGGGCCGGCCCCCCCCUUGGUGGCACCUCCCGUGGCAGGGGCAGCACUCGAAGCCGAGGCCGCGGUCGUGGUGACACUUGCUUUUACCAAAGAAGCAUUGAAGAAAGCGACGGGACCUUUGGCCGAAACCCCCGGGAGAUCCAGCGUAGCCAGAGUUGGGAUGACAGAGGCGAGAGGCGGUUUGAGAAGUCAGCCAGGAGGGAUGGAGCACGAUCCGGGUUUGAGGAGGGAGGGGCUGGCCCGAGGAAGGAGCAUGCCCGCUCAGAUAGCGAGAACUGGCGUUCUCUCCGAGAGGAGCAAGAGGAAGAGGAGGAGGGCAGCUGGAGACUUGGGGCAGGACCCCGACGAGAUGGCGACCGCUGGCGCUCAGCCAGCCCUGAUGGCGGCCCCCGCUCUGCUGGCUGGCGGGAACAUGGGGACCGGCGUCGCAAGUUUGACUUUGAUUUGCGAGGGGAUCGAGGAGGGUGUGGUGAAGAGGAGGGGCGGGGUGGGGGAGGCAGCUCUCACCUCCGGAGGUGCCGAGGGGCUGACGGCUUUGAUGACGACAAGGAUGGGCUCCCAGAGUGGUGCCUGGACGAUGAGGAUGAAGAAAUGGGCACCUUUGAUGCCUCCGGGGCCUUCUUGCCUCUCAAGAAGGGCCCCAAGGAGCCCAUUCCCGAGGAGCAGGAGCUCGACUUCCAGGGUCUGGAGGAAGAGGAGGAAGAGCCUUCCGAAGGGCUGGACGAGGAAGGGCCCGAGGCAGGAGGGAAGGAACUGACCCCACUGCCUCCUCAAGAGGAGAAGUCCAGCUCCCCAUCCCCACUGCCUACCUUGGGCCCACUCUGGGGAGCUCAUGGGGAAGGUGAUGACGCUGUGGAGAGAGACCUGCCGGCAGCUGAAGGAGAUGACAUGAGGGGAAUGCAGCUGAGUCCUGGGGUGGGCUCACCCCCUGGCCCACCGGGAGAUCUGGAAGAUGAUGAAGGCUUGAAGCACCUGCAGCAGGAGGCGGAGAAGCUCGUGGCCUCCCUGCAGGACAGCUCUCUGGAGGAGGAGCAGUUCACAGCUGCCAUACAGGCCCAGGGCCUGCGCCACUCUGCAGCUGCCACUGCCCUCCCCCUCAGCCACGGCGCAGCCCGGAAGUGGUUCUACAAGGACCCGCAGGGGGAGAUCCAAGGCCCCUUCACGACCCAAGAGAUGGCAGAGUGGUUCCAGGCAGGCUACUUCUCCAUGGCCCUGCUGGUGAAGCGGGGCUGUGAUGAGGGCUUCCAGCCACUGGGUGAGGUGAUCAAGAUGUGGGGUCGUGUGCCCUUUGCCCCAGGGCCCUCACCACCCCCACUGCUGGGAAACAUGGACCAGGAGCGGCUGAAGAAGCAGCAAGAGCUGGCGGCAGCCGCCUUGUACCAGCAGCUGCAACACCAGCAGUUUCUUCAGCUGGUCAGCAGUCGCCAGCUCCCGCAGUGCGCACUCCGGGAAAAGGCAGCUCUGGGGGAUGUGCCGCCGCCGCCGCCGCCGCAGCAGCUCGCCGCGUUCCUGCAGCAGCUCCAAGCUCUCAAAGCCCCCAGGGGUGGGGACCAGAAUCUGCUCCCGACGAUGAACCGGUCUUUGUCGGUGCCAGACUCGGGCCCUCUCUGGGACAUACAUACCUCAGCCUCAUCACAGUCAGGCGGUGAGGCCAGUCUUUGGGACAUACCAAUUAACUCUUCGACUCAGGGUCCAAUUCUAGAACAACUCCAGCUGCAACAUAAAUUCCAGGAACGCAGAGAAGUGGAGCUCAGGGCGAAGCGGGAGGAGGAGGAGCGAAAGCGCCGGGAGGAGAAGCGCCGCCAGCAGCAGCAGCAGCAGGAGGAAGAGGAGCUGUUUCGGCGCAAGCAGGUGCGGCAGCAGGAGCUGCUGCUGAAGCUGCUGCAGCAGCAGCAGGCGGUGGCCGCUGUCCCUGUGCCUCCUGCGCCCAGUUCCCCGCCCCCACUGUGGGCCGGCCUGGCCAAGCAGGGACUGUCCAUGAAGACGCUGCUGGAGCUGCAGCUGGAGGGGGAGCGGCAGAUGCACAAGCAGCCCCCGCCUCGGGAGCCAUCUCGGGCCCAGGCCCCCAACCACCGUGUGCUCGGGGGCCUGGGUGCCGCCCCCCUGAACCAGUGGGUAUCUGAGGCUGGGCCGCUGUGGGGCGGGCCCGACAAGAGUGGGGGCAGCAGCAGCCUGGGACUCUGGGAGGACACCCUCAAGAGCAGCGGGAGCCUGGCCCGCAGCCUGGGCCUGAAGAAUAGCCGCAGCAGCCCCUCUCUCAGUGACUCGUACAGUCACCUGUCAGGUCGGCCUGUGCGCAAAAAGACAGAGGAGGAAGAGAAGCUGUUGAAGCUGCUGCAGGGCAUCCCUCGGCCCCAGGAUGGCUUCACCCAGUGGUGUGAGCAGAUGCUGCACACGCUGAGUACCACAGGCAGCCUGGACGUUCCCAUGGCUGUAGCAAUCCUCAAGGAGGUGGAAUCCCCCUACGAUGUCCACGACUAUAUCCGUUCCUGCCUGGGGGACACGCUGGAAGCCAAAGAAUUUGCCAAACAAUUCCUGGAGCGGAGGGCCAAGCAGAAGGCCAGCCAGCAACGGCAGCAGCAGCAGCAGGAGGCUUGGCUGAGCAGCAGCUCCCUGCAGACGGCCUUUCAGACCAACCACAGCACCAAACUCGGCCCUGGGGAGGGCAGCAAGGCCAAGAGGCGGGCACUGAUGCUGCACUCGGACCCCAGCAUCUUGGGGUACUCCCUGCAUGGACCUUCUGGUGAGAUCGAGAGCGUGGAUGACUACUGACCAGCCCGUCCCACCAGCGCCCCAGGUUAUAGGCCGAGGGCAGCGGCAGCAGCUUGGACCUCUGGGUCCCCAGCCUGCAGGCUCCCCACGAGGAGCAUAGGAGGAAGCAGGGGCAGGGUCCCCAGCACUUGUUACAAACCACACGAUGCACCUUAACUCACCCACCACGAGGCACUUUACAGAUUGGGGGAAAGGGUUUUUUUUUUCUUUCUUUUUUAAAAAUUUUAAACAACAUUGAAGAAAACAUUAGGAGAUGAAAAAAUUGUUUAAGAACUAGACUCUAAGCACCCCUUUCCCUUUUGGGGAUAGUAGGAGUGCAAUGGAAGAUCCACAGAGGUUUUUUGGGGGUUUUUGUUGGUAUUUUUUUUUGUAAUUUUUUUUUUUAA